Molecule: messenger RNA, 3881 nt
Organism: Equus quagga
Lineage: Eukaryota; Metazoa; Chordata; Mammalia; Perissodactyla; Equidae
Gene: CAVIN4
Product: caveolae associated protein 4
Exons: 2
Coding region: 86-1177 (363 amino acids)
Biological process (GO): regulation of gene expression
Cellular component (GO): cytoplasm; caveola
Source: RefSeq, a predicted model, not a curated record
ACCCUUUAAACACCCCUGUUGACUGUUUUGCUCGAAGUGCCAGAAUCGACUGUGGUAGGACAUCUUUCACCGAGAAAUAAAUACAAUGGAACAUAAUGGGUCUGCUUCAAAUGCUGAUAAAAUCCACCAGAAUCGCCUGUCGAGCGUUACAGAGGAUGAAGACCAAGACGCCGCUUUUACCAUUGUGACUGUGCUGGACAAAGUGGCCGCCAUCGUGGACAGUGUGCAGGCAAGCCAGAAGAGGAUAGAAGAGAGACACAGGGAGAUGGAAAACGCCAUAAAAUCCAUCCAGAUAGACCUACUGAAGUUUUCACAGUCACACAACAACACAGGCUAUCUUAUUAAUAAGUUGUUUGAGAAAACCCGCAAAGUCAGUGCUCACAUUAAAGACGUGAAGGCCCGGGUGGAGAGGCAACAAACUCAUGUUAAAAAAGUUGAAUCGAAGCAAGAGGAAAUACUGAAGAAAAACAAAUUCCGCGUGGUAAUAUUCCAGGAGAAGCUUCGGUGCCCGACAUCCCUGUCUAUUGUUAAAGACAGAACCCUGACUGAAGAUCAAGAGGUGGAGGACGAUGUCUUUGAUCCCCCGAUAGAGCUGUCUUCCGAUGAAGAAUAUUAUAUUGAAGAGAGCAGAUCUGCCAGGCUUAGAAAGUCAGGCAAGGAGCGCAUUGAUAAUAUCAAAAAGGCAUUUUCCAAAGAAAACAUGCAGAAGACACGGCAGAAUUUGGACAAAAAAGUGAACAGAAUUAGAACUAGAAUAGUGACCCCAGAGAGGAGGGAGAGGCUGAGGCAGUCAGGCGAGAGGCUGAGGCAGUCAGGAGAGAGGCUGAAACAGUCAGGGGAAAGAUUCAAGAAAUCUAUUUCGAAUGCAGCUCCCUCGAGGGAAGCUUUUAAGAUGCGGAGCCUGCGGAAAGCUAAAGACCGAACUGUGGCCGAAGGCCCUGAAGAGGUCAGGGAGAUGGGCGUGGACAUCAUUGCCAGGAGCGAGGCUCUGGGCCCCAUCAGUGAGCUCUACAGUGAGGAGCUCAGUGAAACAGACCGCGAGGAGGCCAGGGCCGGGGGUUCCCCCCGUGAAGGAGGGGAGAUCCCGACCCCUGAGCCUUUAAAGGUCACAUUUAAACCCCAGGUGAAAGUAGAGGAUGAUGAAUCUCUUUUGCUAGAUUUAAAGCAGUCAUCAUAAAGAGGAAUUAAGUAUAUUUUAAGUAUAAAUCUCCUUAACCACACAGUUCUGGUUUAAAUAGUAUAGUCAUUUAUGUUUAUAGGCCAUCCAGGAAAACACAAAUGGUGUAACUAUUUCAUUUCUUAUGUUUAAAAUCUUAAAGAUAAUACAGAUAUAAUAUACAUUUCCUUGUAACUUCCUUGGGAAUUCUUUUUUCUGCCCCUGGCUUCUAAGAUCCUAGCAGCGUUCUCUCUGUCGCUCUCAUGGCAGCUGUGAAUUUUUUAAGUUCCUUUCUCUUGCCCACCAGGAAAAGUCUCCUGGCAGGGGUCAAUUAGGUAUUUGGUCUAAAACAAAUUGAGGGCAAAUUUGUGGCUGUCAUUUGCAAGUGAACUCUCAGUUUUGGUCUAGAUUAAUGUGGUGGCCAGCCUCCCAGGGGAAUAGCUCAUUGUGGAUAAUAUCCUUAUGUUCAAAUCAGUGGAUUUGUUAGUAAUUAGCAAUCACACCCCUCUGUGAUACUUUUGCAUUAAAAAACUGAAGUUCUGGACUUGAGCAUUUGGUUCUGGCAUCACAGAUUUACUUAUAUGGAGCCACUUGGCAAGCUGUCUGCUAAUCAGCUCAUCCGUAAAAGGAAGAGCGUUUGCCCAUCCUGCCCACUCAGAGUGUUGUGAAGAUUGAGGGAAGCAUCGAACAUUCUGGGGAAACUCAAAUCAUAUCUAGGGAAAACAAGCCCCCUUGAUUCCUUAAGACCAGGAUCGAAAUAACUGCACCUUCUGACGAAGCCAAGCGGUGAGGACCUCGGUGGGACAGAAACUAAAGUUGGUCUUCAGAAGCCUCUUCACAGAAUCAGGAGUGAAAAAUAAAUGUUUGGGUGACCUCUUUUUUGUCAAAGACGAAGACCAGAUCUUGGGUUUGAGUUGGGUCCUAAAAUGUUUGCCGGAAAAUCCAUUUCUAACUUUCCUUCUCUUAGAUCUACAGUGGGCUAGAGCAACGUGUGUUUGAGCAGCAUGAAGUGUAAAACUGUGGCUGUGUCUUCAAGAGGCCUUUCUAAAGUCAGCCCCGGUGCACUGGGUUUGGAAAUGACCUCAGAUAUUUCUGUUUUCCCCUCAGGGAGCGUCUUUCCAAAACAGUGUUCAUAGGAGUUCAUCGUAGCUGCUUUCAGAAGCAGCCAGGAUUCAGUUAUAUGUUCACUUUAGCUCUAGCCAAUCCAGAAGUAGAUAUUAUUGCUAAAGAAAGAGAGAAAUGGUCAUACUGGCUCUGCACUUCGGGCAUGUUUAAAUCUUCUGGUUUUGUCAUAUUGGAGAAAUGAGGAAUUGUUGAAGUGGAAGAGUCUGGACAACAGUCAGCUUUCAGAUCAGUUUUGGAUGCUCAUGUAGUAGUUAAUUGUGUUAAAUACACACACAGACACACUCUCACACACACACAAGUCAACUUUAAAAUAUUUGACUUGGUUACCCAGAUGUCUAGAUUUGGGAAUUUGAUUCAGCAUUAUUUCCUCUUCCUCUGCAUGAAUACAUAAAAUCAUAAAUUGCUCAUCUCAUUAUCUUUUUAUAUUGAAAAUUAAACUGUAUACAACAUUGAACAAUACUUAAAAAUAAUUUUAAAAAUGUUAUUACAGUUUAUAAAGAGCUUGGAUGCCUAAUCACAUAGUUCCUUAAAGCCAUAAUAGAUUUGAAUUUAAAAAAGACAUUAUUAUAAAGUUUGAUGUCAGUGUCCUAUUUGUAAGUAUCUUAUUACUAAUAAUGAGUGCAGACACCAUGGCGUGAAUUUGAUGCAGUAACCCUUCUUAUAAUGGAUAUGUUUCUAGGGUAAGAAGAAUGUAAAGAAGUUAUAAGCUUUUUCUUUUUCUCUAGACCUAUGUAGAGUAAAUAUCAAUUGGGCUAAAAUAUUUUUCUGCAAGUCUGUCAAGGAAUUUUCAUAAUGACUGUCUGCUUACUGACCCUUUAUAUGACCAGACUUGACAUGUUACAGAACGUUUCCCAUAUAGAUCUGCCUGAAUUUUGAUGAGGAAGGCCUGAUAACUUUCUCAGCUCUUCAUUGUGGUAGACUGUGCAACCCCAGAAACACUAAAACAAGUUUGUGUCCUUCAAAGUUUACUGUUAGCUUGUACUGCUUUCUUGGUACUAGGAUUUUUCUCUCUAUUUUGCUUCUGUCUCUUGACAUUUCUCCCAUAUUUAGGAGAUUCCUGCAUUCUGCAUUCAUAAUUUUUUCUUCUUUCAACCUGUUUUCUUGAUGAAGACUGUCUUAUUUGUGAUGGGCUGCAAAAUCACACAUGCCCACUUAAUGCAAGGAUUAUCUUAGUCAAUGUUCCUUAUUUUAAAAGUUUCAGACAACACAGAACAGAUUUCCUGCUGUUUUACACUUCUGUGUUUUUGGAAUUAUACAUGUUAAAUGAGUUCUUCAAAUCAAACCAUCAGCAGGAUUUAUCCCCUUUUCUUUUGAUGAGGCAGAGCAGUGCAAUGUCUGUGGACACUGAGGGCUUGGAGCCCCUCGUGCUCUUCUACAGGAUGGACAGAGUAGAGCAGGGAGAGCAGCUCUGCCUCCUGUACGUGGUGACCCAGGGUUUCCUUUGAGAGUUGGUAAUGGCCUGGUUCUGGCUCGUAGGUUAGAGAAACAGGCCAAAUGUGAACUAGUGGUAACAGGCGCGUGAAAAUUCAGCUCGCUGAGAUUGUAUUUGUGAUGUGUGUGAUCUCCCUGGAACAAGUGUUUACAAAUUAAAAAUACUAAA